Molecule: messenger RNA, 414 nt
Organism: Diaporthe batatas
Lineage: Eukaryota; Fungi; Ascomycota; Sordariomycetes; Diaporthales; Diaporthaceae
Exons: 2
Coding region: 1-414 (137 amino acids)
Biological process (GO): mitochondrial respiratory chain complex II assembly
Cellular component (GO): mitochondrion
Source: RefSeq, a predicted model, not a curated record
AUGCCCCCAACCCGCCUCUUCCCAAGGCCCUCAAGCCUGCGCGCAAUCCACAAAGCACAGCAGGCCGAGUUCGAGCGCCUCCAGCGCGCCGUGGCAGACCGCCUCGCCGACCCCACGCCGCUGCCGCACGAGCAGCAACAGCAGCAGCAACAAUACCCUUCCGUCUCGCCCGCCUCGAACCCCCGGCACACCACCACCCCCGACGGCGCCACGGCCGCUGCCACAUCAACACCACCACCACCACCACCACAGGCCGACGAGACCACCCCCGGCGGCGUGUGGCGCGGCGCCCCGCCCGAGUUCGACGGCGACAAGAACCCCAGGACGGGCGAGGUCGGCGGGCCCAAGACCGAGCCGCUGAGGUGGGGCAGCGCCGGCGACUGGAGCUACAACGGCCGCGUGACUGACUUCUGA